CCCUAGCCCCUCCCACAGAGCGCCCGGCUCUUUAGUGCGCAGUAACUUGCUCUUAGUUGGACGCAAUUUCGCACUUAUUUAUCGGGUCACUGGACACCAGCAGACUGACAGGCAAGCCACAGGCAUACCUCCGAGCUGCUGCAGGUGGAAUGAGUGCACACGUCACUGCUUCUUAUUCACCUGUUAGACAAGUAUCUGGAAAAGUUACCAGACUGGUUUGCACCACUUUGUCAGAGGGAGAAGAGGGAAAGGAAAUAAAGGAGCAUUAUAGCAAGAGGAGGGUUUUGGAAGUGUCAGCUCCCCCUGUUGCUUUGUUUAGUACGCUCCAGGAACUGCUAUCAGAGUCAGAAAGUUGGGAGCUGCUUGUGGAGUGGAAAAGGAAGGAGCAGGUCAGGCAUGGGUGGUGUGUGUCACUGCUCCAUGUUUGCGUCUCACUGGAUGACAUGUUGGUAACAUUUGCCAGGGCAGCACUCUGGAAUUAUGUCUGCACAGAUAACUCUAAAAGGAACGAUGGAUGUGCAAGCCGAGGAUUUAUUCAGAGAUGUGGAGAGUGAUGCAUUUGUCAAUGAGAGCCAUGGAGGUACUGGUUUCCAGCAAAACUUCAGUGCCUGGCCUGGUGCAUUUCAGGUUGCUUGGCCACUUACUAAUCAUCAAGAUUUGGCAAGUGAAACACAAGACAAUGGGAAUAAAAGUGGCGGAGAUGAAAUUGAUGUCUCCCUCUGUGAUUCCCAGCAGCAAGGCCGCAGUCGCACAUCAUCACUAGUAAAUGGACUACUUACGGAGCUCUAUGAUACUUAUCGUGGUGGGGCAGGCUGUUACUAUUUUCGCCAACAGGAUAGUGUGGACAGCUCAACUGAAGCAUCUGGAUCUGAUGCCUUCCUGAGCAGGAGCAACCCCGAGUCUGGUUUCCUGCAAGAACUUAGUGAAAGGCAAAGCAGCAGGCACCAGAUGCUGUACUUGAAGCAGAAAGAUUGCAGUGAGCUAAAAGCCAUAAAGGAUGAACUUAAUCGACGCAUUGCAAUACAGUCUGCUAAACUGCUGCGACAAGUGAAGCAAAAGGAUAGACUUCAGCACAAAGUGCAAAAGAAUUGUGACAUUGUUACUGCAUGUCUUCAAGCUGUUUCACAAAAACGCCGAGUGGACACCAAAUUGAAGUUUACUCUUGAGCCAUCUCUGGGUCAGAAUGGAUUUCAGCAGUUUUUUUGCUUACAGUGGUACGAUGCUCUUAAAGCUGUGGCCAGAUUGCCAACUGGGAUACCAAAGGAAUGGAGGAAAAGAGUAUGGCUCACUCUGGCUGAUCACUAUUUGCACAGCAUUUCAAUUGACUGGGAUAAAACAAUGCGCUUUACAUUUAAUGACCGGAGCAAUCCAGAUGAUGAUUCAAUGGGAAUACAAAUUGUAAAGGAUCUUCACAGAACAGGCUGUAGCUCUUAUUGUGGACAAGAGGCAGAGCAGGAUCGAGUGGUGCUAAAACGAGUAUUACUUGCCUAUGCUAGAUGGAACAAAACCAUUGGAUACUGCCAAGGAUUCAAUAUACUGGCAGCACUUAUACUCGAGGUUAUGGAAGGGAACGAAGGAGAUGCUUUAAAGGUAAUGAUUUAUCUGAUAGACAAAGUGUUACCAGAUAGCUAUUUUGCAAAUAAUCUGCGAGCAUUAUCUGUGGAUAUGGCUGUGUUUCGGGAUCUCGUGAGAAUGAAACUGCCUGAACUGUCCCAGCACUUGGAUGUGCUUCAGAGAACUGCAAACAAAGAAAGCGGAGGUGGUUAUGAGCCCCCUCUUACAAAUGUCUUCACCAUGCAGUGGUUUUUGACUCUGUUUGCAACUUGCCUUCCUAACCACACUGUUCUGAAAAUUUGGGAUUCUGUGUUCUUUGAAGGUUCUGAGAUCCUUUUACGAGUAUCGCUUGCUAUCUGGGCAAAAUUAGGAGAGCAGAUUGAGUGCUGUCAGAAUUCAGAUGAUUUUUACAGUACAAUGGGAAGACUGACUCAAGAGAUGCUUGAAGACAGUCUCAUAGACAGCAAUGAACUGAUGCAGACUGUUUACUCCAUGGCCCAGUUUCCCUUCCCACAGUUGGCAGAACUGAGAGAAAAAUACACAUAUAAUAUAACGCCUUUCCCAGCACCUGUUAAGUCAGCUUCAUUUUCUGGACGCACAAGCAAAAUGCGAGACAGUGAUGAAGAAAAUGAAAUCGAUGAAGAUGAUGUGAAUGCUAAUGCUGUUGGUUGUCUUGGACCAUUCAGUGGUUUUCUGGCUCCAGAACUACAGAAAUACCAGAAGCAGAUCAAAGAUCAAAAGGAAGAGCAGAGCCUGAAAGCUAGCAAUAUUGCAGAACUGAGUCCGGGUGCAAUAGAUUCCUGCCGAAGUGAAUAUCACGCAGUGUUUAAUAGCAUGAUGAUGGAACGCAUGACCACCGAUAUCAAUGCCCUAAAGCAGCAGUACUCCAGGAUUAAAAAAAGACAACUUCAGCAAAUUAAUCAAGUUUACAUUGCAGCAGGGCAUGGAGAAGAAAAAGCCUCUGCGAUCCCAUUUGAUCCCAGGGAUCAGCAGAAUACUGACAAAGGUCCUGUGAGCUGUAUUCUGCCAUCUCAGGUUAAUAAUUCUCCGGUCAUUAAUCAUUUAUUACUUGGUAAGAAACUGAAGCAAGUCAACCGGUCUAAAAAUGCUCUCCAUUUGCCAGCAUCCAAAUCAUCCCUUCUGGCCAACGAAGAAACCAAAGCUAAGCAAAACUCUCCCUGGCGUACCCAUAUAAGAGUUCAUAGAAAAAACAUUGCAAGGGCUAAAGGAGAGCUUGGCCAUGGGGAUACCAUAGGACUUAUAGAUGAGCAGAAUGAGGUACCUAAAGAUCAACCCGAUACCUCAAAGGAAACUGAGGAAACUGCACAGCCUCCAUGCUCCUCGGCAGGGGAAGAAACUAGCUUGGACAGAACUGUUAUGAAGGUUGAUGGCCGAUCUCCAGAGCCUGUUUACCAGGAUGAAAAUGCAAAUGUAACUGUUGUUCAGAGCAAGCUGGAGGCACUGGAGUUGAGCCCAGAUGCUGAAACAGAAGUCAGCUUAGAAAUGAGUCAGACAUUCCAGGAGUCACAAUCAGAUUCCCAUAGCUCCUCUAGUGAAAGUGAAUCUUUCAAAAAAUCUCCCAAAGUGCAAGUAUUUAGCCCUUUCCCAAGUGUCAAACCACUUAAAAAAUCUGCCACAGCCAGAAAUUUGGGUUUGUAUGGGCCAAACAGUAGAACGCCAAGUGUAAAUUUCCCACAUAUGAGCAAAACCUUCAACAAAGCUGCAAAUGGUACCACUGGUAGCAAGAAGCGGUAACGUGGUGCUACUUUUCUAUGCUUAUCAGAGACACUGUUCUUUUUCUUCCUAGGCCUGAAGCCUUUGUUCUUUCAUCCACUUCACAGCAACGUGGCUACGUUUGGUGUUUUUGCAGUGGUGCAAAGUUGUGGUUCUUUGUAAUCGACCUAUGGGCUAUGUGACGUGGGUGAUAUUUAAUAUAGGUUGCAUCUCUGAAAAUCUCUAAAGGAAAUAUUGCGAUAAUUGUUGAAACAUGGAUCACUUUAAAGAUAUUUUUUUUGAAAAAUAAUUUUGUGUACCAUUCAUAUUUAUGGGUUGAACAUUGCAUUUUUCUUGGUAGUCCCAUCUACUAUUUACAGCACAUUUCAACGUUUAUCCUCGAAAUAGACUUUAUAUAGCUUUUUCUAACAUGGGACAAAACAUUGCAAAUAGCACAUUCAGAUUUAUGUGCAUAUGCUAUAGGUACACUGCUGCUGCUGCUUGCUAUUGUAUCAGACCGCAUGUUAGAGCACAAAAAUGUAUGGCAUUGGAGGCCUGAAAAUUUCACCCCCCUCUGGUCAGUACAAUAUCAGUACUAGUCCAGUCAUUCAUAUCCAGCUUUGUUAUACACACCCUCACCGAACAGAAAGCUAUUUAUUCUCCCAGCAUGUGCAACACUGCAAGGCUUUUCUACUUUUAAAACAAGGGAAAUUGACCAGUUAUAUCUGAAAAUCAUGCUCAUUGUCACAAACUUGCUGCAUAUGUUUGGUUUUGUGCUCCUUUCAGUUAUUAAAAACACAGAGACAUACAUAAAGGUACCAGUCAACAAGCAAUUUAGUAGGACUGUACACACAUAUACAUACAUAUAUGCCAUAUCUCAUUUUCUGUAUCUGUGCUACUAUGGGCCCAUUACAGAAAUAGAAUGUAAUGAACAUUUUUACAAACAUGUAUUUUGGAGGAUUUUCCCAAGUGAAGAGGUAACAAAAUAUUACAAUAUUGCACCUUUAUUGAAUAUAUUAAAAUAUUCCUAUCGUUAUUAUAUUACAUGCUAUUUAAUUUUCAGUGAUACAGAUACUGAAUUAGGAUGUACAUGUCCUUGGAUUUUCUACUGAUGAGUCUUGGAAGUUUAUAUUGAGAUGUGUUCACUGGGACAUCAUGAGCAUUAUCAUGUGUCUGUAAUCUUGCUGAGAUGGGAUGGUGCAAUUAUUUUUUGCUGGAGCAGAAGGUAUGGGAAUGAUUGCCUCAGUUAUGCAUGCAUUAUUUUGCAUCUUGUGCUUCUGUGUUCAGACAUAUUAUUGGAAAGAGGCUUUUCUAGAACGCAGAUAAGAUGUUCUUAGUAAUCUUGAGGCUGUGCCCACUUACAAACGUUUUUGUAGAUGGAAUUGUAUUCCCUGGAAAAUAUCACCUGUCUUUACCACAGCGUUUCUUUAUCCUCUCAUCACAGUGCCAAAAUGCAUGGUUUUUGUAAAGCAUUAAAAUGACAGGAUGGAAACAUGGUGAUCUGUGUACAGCUUAUGUUUUUGUCUGUCUGGCCUGAUCAAGCAGGCACUAAUUGAUAAUAAAGUACCUAAGCAUCUUUG
Messenger RNA from Xenopus tropicalis (tropical clawed frog), 4847 nucleotides. RefSeq names its product TBC1 domain family member 30 (gene tbc1d30). The transcript is spliced from 15 exons. The coding region runs from base 481 to 3309 and encodes 942 amino acids. NCBI's taxonomy places the organism in Eukaryota, Metazoa, Chordata, Amphibia, Anura, Pipidae. The record is from RefSeq and is a predicted model, not a curated record.